CUAUGGCAACAUUACCUAAAAAUUCAAAAUGGCAGGAACGAGCAGCAAUAAUGUUUCUGUUUGUGAAAUAAUAAAUCAUAGUGACGUGGUGUAACGGAAAUAAAGUGAUUUUGGACUGAAUAUUUCGACUAGCACUUAUUGAGUAUUGGAUUUUGUUGAGGACGUAAUUAUUUUCAUCACAAGAUGUCGAAGAUAGAGCGAAGUGGAGGAGAAAGACGUGGAAGACUGACAGCACCGUCAUAUCAAACUAACAGCCAAGGACAGAGAGAGAGCCGUUCAACGUGUGGCGGAAGCGGCGGCUCGGAGGGCUCGGAGGGGCGUGCGUCUUGGCGCGUCACGCUGGACCACGACCUCGUGGAGACCCUCAGCGCCAUAUACCCCGAGUGGUUCAAACCACAGCACCGCCGGGAGCGCAGCCGCGCGGCCUCGCCCGUCUCGCCUGCAUCACCGCCGCGCACUCCCGCCACACCGCCCUCAGACGACACCUUCAGUAGUUCUGGUGCGGAGGAGAUGGCUGGGCGGCAGGCGAGCUGCAGCGGCGCUAGCGAGCCGCCGAGCUCGCCGCGCGUGUCCCCGCCCAAAGUGGUCGUCGACGACAGCCCUCUGCAACCAGCCAUGGGAAAACAUAAAGAAUCUUUAAAAGUGAAGCUGAUGAUGAGGCGGCCAAUCAACCAGCUUGUGGCUCAAGGAAUCAUGCCGCCUUUAAAAACACCACCAGCGUAUUUCGAGCAAUGCAAGCAAUUAGAGAGAGCGAAAACUGGAGACUUAUUAAAAGCAAAAAUACAGCGGCGUCCGGACCGACAGGAACUCGAACGAAGACACAUAUUGGAACAAGAGAGCCAUGUCGAUCCUAGUCUAGCCGAAAAACAACGCAUGCUAAAAAAGGCACGUUUAGCGGAUCAGCUCAACGACCAACUGUCACAUCGACCUGGUCCACUCGAGUUAAUAAAGAAAAACAUACUACACACAGAAGAGACUAUCGAAACCGCUGUAAAGAGUGGCACUCUCGCGUUCAAAGCGACCAGUGAAGGUGCAUCGGGUCGACCUCAGCAUCCGUCUUCGUAUUGCGGGCCGCCCGAGGAAGUAUCUCCUUCACCAUCACCGCCGUCUACACUCUCUCCCGUGAGCGUAGCCUCGCCGCCCCAGCACCCGGCUCCCGGCAAAGACAAGAAUAGGAAGAAGAGUAAACAAAAGCAACAACCUAAAGCGAGGUUUAAGUUUCACGAAUACAAAGGGCCUCCGAAUGCAGCAAAAGCGUCGUCGCCCCCGGGCUCCGUGGAGACUCCGUACGAGCUGCUGCUGCAGCAGCAACAGUUGCUGCUGCAGCUCAUGCUGCCCGCCUCGCCCGCGCCCUCCUCCGCCGCCUCUGUCGCCUCCGACUCCUCCGACGCCUACCCCGCUCCUCCGCCGCCGCCGCCCCUGCCUGUGCCCGCCGGUGUCACGCUCGUUGCGCCCGCUCGCUUCGAAGACAUGAAAGUGUCGGACUUGCGCGCCGAGUGCAAACGACGUAACCUUCGGGUAUCGGGGCCCAAACCGCAACUCAUCGACCGACUGCGGCCAUUCCUACUCGAGAAACAAGAAGAACCGCCGAAGUCGCCGGCGUCGGUGGCCUCUUUCGUCUCGAUCGCAUCCCCGGAAGUGAAAUUGGAGCCCGAGCCUCCAGAAGACAUCGUCCAGUCGCAGCGGCGGCAGAUAGAGGAGCUGGAGAGGAAACUGGAAGCGUCGCGGCAGCAGCUGGAGGCGGUGCGGCGCGAGGCGGCGGGCGCGGCCGCCAGCGACCAGAGCCGGCGCCUGCUGCAGGCCCAUCUCUGCGUGUCGCAGCUGCGCGCGCAGCUCGACGCGCUGACGCAGCCCGCCGCGCCCGCGCCCGCGCCCCGCCUCGUGCUGGCCGCCUCCGACGCCGCGCCCGACCGCCUCGUACGCCUCUUCACCGUCACGCCGCCCGGCCCGCCGGCCGACGCCUCGCACGACUCCACCCCGCAGAAGCCCGCUAACCCGGCUUACAUACUUAAUGGCGUGAAGGUGGUGCCUAUCGCGAUCCUGCCCACUCACUACGAACCCGAACGAGCGGCCCCGCCCCCUCCUCCGCCACCGCCGCCCCCACCGCCUCCGAUGCCACAGGUUCCCCUAGGAGCUGACGUGCACGACGCUGAAAAUAGUCAAAUCAUGGACGACGUACUCGAGAUCCUCGUAGAAAAUGGCGAGCUACCACCUUCUGCCGUUGUUGAUGCGACAGUCGCUCCGUCCUUAGAUACGACCUACGUUUCUAAUGGCACAAACAGUUUUGCUCCAACGGAUGUCUUGACAGAUGAUGUACUCAAUGAUAAUCAUGUUCGAGAUUCACUCGCUGCAGACGAGCUACAAAGAGAACUUGAUGAUAUUCAAAAUGAAAUUAUGAAUCAUGCGGACUUGCAAGCGGUAAACGCAAACAAUCGGUGUCAAGUUGAUCCUUCAACGUCAGAUAUCGACACUGAUAUCACGGUUGACUUGUUGUCCAAUGGGGAAUUCCACACAGACUUUGGUUCCGAUCCCAAUUCAGUCGAUAACGAUGAUUUCUUCGGUAGUCUACUGUCUGGUGACGGCGGAGACCGAUUAGAAGAAAAAUCACAGGCGAUGGAUAUCGGCGAGGAUGUACCAGAUAGAAUGACUCCCCUUACAAACGGAGACAUACUAGAUCACACGCGAACUGGGUUUGAAUACAUGGAUGAUCUAUCGCUGCCGUCGUUCCAGAACGAGGAGUCCCGGCACGACACGUUCGACGAGCGGCCUUGCGAAAUCGACCUGAAGGAGUUCGGGAUCGACACGGGCUCGCACAUGCACGUAGACGGCGACGCGUACGAGUACAUGGACACGGAGCUGAUCCCCAACCUGUUCGGGCGCGGCCACGUGGCGCAAUGCGACCCUCUGCUGGGCGGCGUAGGCCCGGGCCCGCUGGCGCCGCGCCCCGCGCGCAAGCUCUACUCGUGGGACUGCAUCGAGUACGACGCCACCUGACCCGCGCGCCGAGCUUUCGUCUCGGGCUGUCGCUCUCUAAAGAUGCUUACCCUAUGAUCUCUCGCCGCCUCCUGUCGCCGUGGCUUUCGUUUUCUCGCGAAUGACUGACAUUAGAGUGACCUCCGUCUACUGAAGGACGCUGUGCUGGUGCAAUGUGAACGUAUAAUAUUUUACUUACUUGCGAUCGGUCGCUACGGAGUGGCGACGGUCGAAGCGCUAGUCUACUCUCGUGACUCGUUCUUCCAUAAUUAUGAUGACUUUUAUCGAAGACUAGACUUAAGAGAUUGAUGUUGUGAAACACAAAGUGUUUACAUUUAUAUAGAAGUGUAUGAUUUACUUUAGUUUAUGUACUUAAUGCUGUACGUAACGUUUGUAUCGCUAGUUGAUAAUAGUUGAAUGUUUCAUUUACUUCACUAGUGAGUGAUCGCGCGUCGCCGCCGCGUGCGCAGACAUACUUGGCUCACAUAAUAUAUUAAGUCCGUUUUAUUUACUAUUUAUAGGCAUAAUUAUUAUUAUCUACUUAUGUAUAUAUUGAGAAUAAUAAUACUCAACAUAGUUGUGGAUUUCUGCAUUCCGCCCGAUGACUAAAACUUAGGGAAAAAUUAUCAUAAGAAAAGUUGUUUUUGUUUAGGCACAAUCAAUCAAUGAGUCACCUGGUCACGUACACAUUGUGUUAAUUAUAAUUAUACGAUAUAAAAGCUUAAGAUUGAUGUUGUGUCAAUUAUUAAAAUCCGCUUGAGGCUGUCCCUAGCGCAUGGAUAGCUAUUUCCCGAAUCAAUAAGUGACAUUCCAGUCUUGUUGAAGUGCAAAAUGUGGCACAAGAUCGCUUGUUUCUCGCGUUACGGUUAUUUGAUUGAUCAAAUUUGACAAAAUUAUAAUUCACGUUUAUGUUUAGCGGACAUUUCAAAUUUAGGAAAGUAUUGAGAACAAGACGCACCUUCACAAGCCAUCGUCAUGGGUGGGACCAGCUUGGGAACAAUGUUAGAUAUGAAUUCAUUUAGAUAACUUAGGGAGCCAGCUCCUCGCAGCAGAACAACUAUGCAAGCACUUCGGAAUCACUUGUUAAUUGUACACUUCACUGUUAUAGACUUGACUAACGUCUCGCAAAAGUAUCGUAAUUGUUUGAGUUUACCUAGUUGAUUAUUUUAAUUAUUGUACAACAACAUUCUUAAAAAAAUGUAUCAUUCCAUUAUAAUGUCUAAAAUGUAGGAUAGGUGCGCCGUUAUCAAUAAGUUGUCGUUUGUACUCGAUUACGCGAUCUUUACCUGGAUAUGGUGAUAAUUAGUAAUUAUUAUCUUAGAGAUCCUCAAACGACUGGACCAAUUUGUUUAGAGGCUUCAAACUGCCCUUAUAACGAGAUAGCUAAUGAAAUUUGAAGUGCAUACUUCUUUAGGAUGCCAUUUCAUAGAAUGGCAUCUUUUGCGUAGUCUGGGUUUAGUUAUGUAUUUGAAUAUUAGCUUGUUAUUUAUUGCCCUUAGUUCCAUGCAACUUAAAUCUUAUAAGUAAUAUACAAAACAGUAACGGAUUGCUUGCAUACUUGUUUGAAUGCAUAUUUAUAAUUUAUUUAUUUUUGAAGUCAUUCAAGUGUACUUACAGUUUUUGGUUCUGUUGUAUUCAUUACUAUGUGUGAGUGUUUUUUUACUAAUGUAUUUUGUAUAAUAUCACGUGUUGUUUAGCGUUUACCUUUGCUUCAUCGGAGAAGGAUUAGAUAAAGCAGAAAUUGAAAAUCGAAAAUAUAUUGCCAUUUUUUGCAUUUACAAUUUAUUUAGUUUUUGAAUACUUGUUACUACAACGAAUAUGGAUAACUGCCCUGUGUGUGCAAACGUUCAAAUAUCAGGCUACAUUAUUUAUUAUCUAUGAUGCAGUUUUAAGCAAGGAGGCGUCGAAAUGGUUAUUGAUUGAAUAACAUCUAAUGUAUGGGUUGCAGAUGUUGAGACGGGUGUGCAUUUGUACUUUAAUCAAUAUAUAACUUAUGAUAAAUUUAAAGUACAUUUGCACAUGGAAUGGUGCUAUUAAAAUUUAACAUUGAAUUUAUAUAAAAGAAGAUUUAACUUUGUAUAAUUUGUAUAUUGGAUUGUAUAUGUGUGGCUCUAAUGUUAAUGUAAACAUGAUUAACAAUUAAAAAUCAAUGUCACUAGUUUCGGACUUGUAAAGUUUUCGAAAAUACGGAGCCAGCGAGAGGCUGCGUUCAAAAUUAAAACAGGGCUCGCAAAUUGUAAUUUGCUUUAUUAUUUAAGUAAUAUUCCAUUAUCUAAGUGAAUUAUACGGAAUCUUUACACUAGAUUUAAAUAUAUAAAAUCUAUUUGCUCAUUAUCAAAAUUGUACCCAUGUUAGUCAAAUAUAUUCAAAUCAUAAAGGGAGUGAAUGUUCAUAUCACAUCCCGAAUAAUAUUAACAGGCCUAGUGUGUUAAUUAGCUUUGUAUUUACUCUUGUGCAAGAGUAUAGUUUAAAUGUAUUUAACGAGAUACUAAGUGAGAUUAAUGUUUGAUAAAUAGCAUAUUAUCUGCAUACUUGUUAUUAUUGUUGUAAUUAUUUUAGGAGAGUUUUAAUAUUUGUUUGUAAUCUAAGUUAUAUCCAACCCGACGUUAUACUAUAUUUUUACACAUAAUAUUGUAUUCUUCUACAUUAAUUUGCUCUCUGCUGUAUACUUAUUACACGUUAUAAUCAUUCGGCUUCUAUAACCUUACUAAAUAUUAAGGUUGAAUACAUUUUCAUUGACAAACUGCUGGUAAUAACUGAACCCUUUGAAGCAAUACCCGGCUCAAAGCCAUUGGUUUGUAGUAGAGCCAAGUAUUCAAUAAAUAUUAAGAUGUGAUAACCACUGGAGUCGGAUUUGUAGUGUAACUGGAUAGUUUUUUUACCUUGCCCUGUAAUGAAGCCUUGUAAAUAUUUACUAAGCCUUUAUUAGUAUAAGGAGAGAAUGUUGAAUAAAAAGUUUUUGACAUAAUAA
Spodoptera exigua (beet armyworm) is the source of this 5944-nucleotide messenger RNA. Lineage: Eukaryota; Metazoa; Arthropoda; Insecta; Lepidoptera; Noctuidae. The record is from the annotation of a GenBank genome assembly.